Molecule: messenger RNA, 2004 nt
Organism: Schistosoma haematobium
Lineage: Eukaryota; Metazoa; Platyhelminthes; Trematoda; Strigeidida; Schistosomatidae
Exons: 10
Coding region: 537-1658 (373 amino acids)
Biological process (GO): cilium organization
Cellular component (GO): cytoplasm; motile cilium
Source: RefSeq, a predicted model, not a curated record
UAGCUAUUGAAUUGCCUUGAAUAUUAUCCAGUUUUUUUUAAAACGUAUAUCACGCCUAAAGGUUGUAUUGUCCUCGAAGUAGAGCACUUGACACUAUUUCUAAAGGGCUAAUCGAAUGUCCUUUCCAUUUCGUAAUAAUGUGGUGUGUAUAUUAUUUUUUCGUACCAUCGCACGUUUAGUCAGAGGCAGUAUAAAUACCGAUUGAUCAAAAAUUUGAAACAUUCAAGCAUCCACCUGUUUAUGUACAUGUGCUUUUGUCGUUCUAUAAAUCGCGUUUUGGAUUAAUUAUAUAGACAUUAAAUUGUUUAUGUAUAAAACUCGUCCUUCAAAAUAUUGAACGACUCAAAAUUUGUAAAUUUUGUUUGACUGUGCGUUCAUCAAGGAUUUUAAAAGUAGGUAUUUCUGCCUAGUUGUGUUUUAUAAGGUUCUUGGAAUUAUUGAGUAGAUAUUUAUCAGUUUUGUUAACACCUUGUCGACACAAUUCUGUUUAGAGUGUGAACGACAUUUGAUCAAAUGUAGAUAAUAGUACACAAACUAUGGAGAGUUCUACUGCUUUUUCACUUUGCGUCAUUCUACAUGAUGCAGUAAAAGAGUUCAAAAUACUAGCAAAUGUUGUUGACAUUAUGAGGAAAAAGAAACAGAGAAUCAAUUUAAAUUAUUCAGAAGCCGAAGAAUUUGUUCUUAAACAAAUGAAUAAAAUACUGGAAAAAUACUCGUUUAAAUACAGUGUCAGUUUUCAAGAUAUGCAUAUGGAGGUGCUCAAGGAACUACAGAAGAGUUCCAAAAUUACGGAGUAUCCAUCGACUGCGACAGUCGUUGAAGACUCGUUCUUUUCCACAAAGUACAUGGAGAAACUAAUGAAGGAAAUAUUUUGUUUAAUUGAUGUUCUUGAAAAAUUGGCAGAAGAAAUUCAAAAUACGGGGUCAUGCGAUUCAUUGCAACAAUCAGUUGACAAAGAAGAAUCAGAAUUCAAAGAGAUAGAACAUAUUCUGGAAAGAGAACGUCAAGCUCGUGAGAAAAUCAAGGAAAUGAGACAUAAGAUUCAAGAAAAGAAUGAAGAAGGUAUAAAAAUUAUUGAACAAGGCAAAGAAACUAUAGCAUAUUUAAAGGACCAAGUCCAAGAAAUGAAAGCUAAAAUAAUUAUGGAAGAAAAAUAUAUAACACGUUAUUCUGCAGUAAAAUUAGAAGAAUUCCAAAGUCAAUGUGAUCAAAAAGAAAAUGAAAUCAAACAUCAACUAGAUUUCGUUCAAUCAAAUCGUAACACAGAAGAACGAGUUCAUGCAGAGAUUACAUCUUACUUAAAUGAUCGUAUAUCAUACUUAAGAAAGCAUGAAAAAUUCUGGAAAGAAAAGUCUGAUAAAGAUAUUACUCAGUUUAAACAAGAGUUAAAUGAGCUCAAAGACAAAAAAGAGAAGAACUUAACUAAACUUAGUGAAUUAUCUUUAUUGUAUAAAGAAUAUGAAGCCGUAGUUCUGUCUGAUCGAAUUGAAAAAGAGAAAGCUCGUCAAAGAGAAGAACAAGAAGAGUUAGAAUUAUUCGCAGCUUGUAAAAUUCAAAAUUGGUGGCGUACUGUUUGCGUUCAACAUAAUCUUGGUCCGUAUGGGAAGAAGAAGAGAAAAGGAACGAAGACAAAAAAAGGGAAAGGAAAAAAGAAGUAGGACUGUAUUUUUGGGGAUCAGACGGAUUCAUAGAAUUUAUAAUCGGUGUGAACAUGGUUCUUCAAACCGCUACAAUAAUAUAGUAAUAAAAGAUAUGACUAUGAAACAAUGUGAAUUGAUUCCCAAAAUUCGAAAGUUAAUUUUACUCUAUUUAAUGUUUUAUGUAGGAAAUACUAAUGUAUUUCAACAAAUGUCUAACAUCUUUGUUUACAGUUUAAUUUAAAAUUAAUUAGUAUUGGGUCAAGUAAUACAAUAAACAGUGCUAACCCUAUGGGAAUCAUAUACAUGGUCAUACUUAUGUUAAAUAAUCUUUAUCCAUAUUAAAUAUAUCGUUCUAUCUCCAGUC